CCGACAGAUCGGUUUUCUGGAUUUACCGUCAGCGACAACAACAAAAUGGCAACCUCCUUGAAAAAGGUUUUGUGCCCUGAAACGCGGCAAUUAUUUCGCUUUUUCUCCGGAUUAGAGUGCCGAUCGCUUUCGCAUGCAAGGAGCGUCUAUGGAGGCCCAGCCUCUAAGAACCAUGAGGCAAAAAGACGCUAUUCUACCCCUGUGCUGGCACGCGCCCAAUAUGGUGGCCGCCACACUGUCACACUCCUUCCUGGUGAUGGAAUCGGACAGGAGCUGAUGCCACAUAUCAGAGAGGUGUUCAGAUGUGCUGGUGUACCAGUUGACUUUGAGGAAGUAGAGCUGACCAACGAAUCUGAUGAAAAUGACAUGGAAAAUGCUCUUCUUGCAAUCAAACGAAAUGGAGUCUGCUUAAAAGGAAAUAUUGAAACAGACAUAGUCAAAGCAGGCCAUCGUUCAAAGAAUAUUGACUUAAGGACAAGUCUCGAUCUUUUUGCACACAUUAUUCAUGUGAAGAACAUCCCUGGUGUGGCCACCCGUCAUGACAAUAUCGAUAUUGUCAUGAUCCGUGAGAAUACUGAGGGGGAAUACGCAAAUCUUGAACAUGAGAAUGUCCCAGGCGUUGUUGAAAGUUUGAAGAUCAUAACCCGUGAGCGAUCCACGAGAAUAGCUGAGUUUGCUUUUGAAUACGCACAAAAAAAUGGGAGGAAGAAAGUCUCGGCCAUUCACAAAGCUAACAUCAUGAAAUUAGGAGAUGGUCUAUUCCUAGAGUGCUGCCACAAGGUUUCUGAGCGAUAUCCCGAUAUCAACUUUGAAGGAAUGAUCAUAGAUAAUGCCAGUAUGCAGAUGGUGUCUCGACCCGAGCAGUUUGACGUAAUGGUGAUGCCUAAUCUAUAUGGUAACAUCAUCAGUAACAUCGGAGCAGGUUUGGUUGGGGGGCCUGGCAUCAUUGCUGGCAGGAAUAUCGGCAAGAACUAUGCUAUCUUCGAAACGGGUAUCCGAGGAUCACUCCGCCACAAGGUAGGAGGUAAUGUGGCUAAUCCUUGUGCUUUGUUGACAGCUGCUGCCGACAUGCUGGACUACAUCGGCUUGCCAAAUCAUUCGCAGCUCAUUGCAGACUCUGUACACAAAGUAAUAAGCCAGCUAAAGAUCCACACUCCUGACCUGGGAGGACAGAACACCACUAAUGAGAUUGUAGAAGCAGUUAUCAGUGAUAUCAAGCAGAAGACUGCGACUUAUGAUUAGUAGGAAGGACAUUGCAUCAUACCAGUUUGUUCAGCAAAGACAAUUUGUCUGUUUUUCCUUGGGGUAGUGUGGGUGGUGACAUCCCAGACCUCGGCUUUUUUUCUGUCCAAAGGUUCACUAAUAGAAAACUACAAUGUAAAGAUGUGAAGUGGAAUUUUGCAGCCGUGACAGAGUCACGUAACAACAAAAAACCAAUGUGGCAUUAACGACAGUCGCCACCUGUGGAUUGCAGGUAAUCUUAGAGUGGAUUAAAAUUGGCCAUAAUUCAUCACAGGAGCGAUUCAGUCACUAAUAUCAGCUUAGUCUCUGUGUGUUUUCUUCCAUGAUAAAACGUUUAGAAUUAAGUUUAGAUGUGAAAGCAUUCAUGUCAUCUAAGACCUUUUUGAGAUUACGAGAUUGACGUGUCUUCCGAGAUCUCCAAUGACCUUUGUCGUUCUACUUAGAUUUUUACAUCUUGUGCAUGAACACCACAACCACUUUGAGAUGGAUCCCUUUCCUAUGCUGUGAGCGGGUAAAUGUACAUCCACAAACUUUGAAAGUUGCUAGCAUUUUCGAGUUUUGCAGAAUUAUCAUUGGUUCCUCGGUUUUAAUUGCUUUCUUGAGUUCAAGACAAUGAUUUGAUUGGCAAAGUUCUAAUUUAUUGUUACUAGUAGUGUUGUUGUUAGUUUGUGAUAUGUAAUGAUAUUAAAGAUAAAUAAGUUCUACUUGAUCACAUUGAACAAAAAUUCGAGUCAAUCCAUAAAUGUGUAUA
This is a messenger RNA of Lineus longissimus, 1993 nucleotides long. RefSeq names its product isocitrate dehydrogenase [NAD] subunit gamma, mitochondrial-like. The record is from RefSeq and is a predicted model, not a curated record. Gene Ontology annotation, molecular function: oxidoreductase activity, acting on the CH-OH group of donors, NAD or NADP as acceptor; NAD binding; magnesium ion binding. The transcript is spliced from 11 exons. Lineage: Eukaryota; Metazoa; Nemertea; Pilidiophora; Heteronemertea; Lineidae. Gene Ontology annotation, biological process: tricarboxylic acid cycle; isocitrate metabolic process. Gene Ontology annotation, cellular component: mitochondrion. The coding region runs from base 46 to 1242 and encodes 398 amino acids.